Molecule: messenger RNA, 1904 nt
Organism: Rhipicephalus microplus (southern cattle tick)
Lineage: Eukaryota; Metazoa; Arthropoda; Arachnida; Ixodida; Ixodidae
Cellular component (GO): extracellular region
Molecular function (GO): chitin binding
Source: RefSeq, a predicted model, not a curated record
UAAACAGGAUGGUGACCCAGCGUGGUGUCGUGCUCUCCUCGGUUGCCUUGGUGACCCUGUCUCUGGUGUCGAUGUCCAGUGCACUGGCGAUCCUUGCAUGCCCGCCCGUGGAUGACAGGAACGAUGAUGCCACUUUGUUUGCCAACCCGCUGAACUGUUCCACUUUCUUCCUGUGCCAACAGGGAAUUCCUGUCUUAAUGGAGUGCCCGGACAAUCUACACUUUAACGAUGACCUCAAGGUCUGCGACUAUCCUGUGCGAGCCAAUUGUGUUCAGCGUCUGCCAACGUUUCCUCCUGUCCCUCAAGAGCCAACAGAAGUCGCCACUGAAAAGGUUUUGGUUGUGAAAGAGGUCAAAGAGGUGGUGCAGCCAGUACCUGAUGGUGAAACUUCGGUCAUUACAAAUGAAGAGCGCACAGAAGCUGCAACUGAGAAGGUUGUUCUCACGGAAGAGAUCAAAGAAGUGGUUCGGCCAGUGCCCGAAGACGAAACUGCGGUGAUUAUCAAUGAAGAACCAACCGAAGCUGCCACUGAGAAGGUUGUGCUCACAAAAGAGGUCAAAGAAGUGGUCCGGCCAGUGCCUGAAGACGACACUGCGGCGAUUAUCAAUGAAGAGCCAAGCGAAGCUGCCACUGAGAAGGUUGUUCUCACAGAGGAGGUCAAAGAAGUGGUCCGGCCAGUGCCUGAAGACGAAACUGCGGUGAUUAUCAAUGAAGAGCCAAGCGAAGCUGCCACUGAGAAGGUUGUUCUCACAGAGGAGGUCAAAGAAGUGGUCCGGCCAGUGCCUGAAGACGAAACUGCGGUGAUUAUCAAUGAAGAGCCAAGCGAAGCUGCCACUGAGAAGGUUGUUCUCACGGAAGAGGUCAAAGAAGUGGUUCGGCCAAUGCCCGAAGACGAAACUGCGGUGAUUAUAAAUGAAGAACCAACCGAAGCUGCCACUGAGAAGGUUGUGCUCACACAAGAGGUCAAAGAAGUGGUCCGGCCAGUGCCUGAAGACGAAUCUGUGGUGAUUAUCAAUGAAGAACCAAGCGAAGCUGCCACUGAGAAGGUUGUUCUCACGGAAGAAGUCAAAGAAGUGGUCCGGCCAGUACCUGAAGACGAAACUGCGGUGAUUAUCAAUGAAGAGCCAAGCGAAGCUGCCACUGAGAAGGUUGUUCUCACAGAGGAGGUCAAAGAAGUGGUCCGGCCAGUGCCUGAAGACGAAACUGCGGUGAUUAUCAAUGAAGAGCCAAGCGAAGCUGCCACUGAGAAAGUUGUUCUCACAGAGGAGGUCAAGGAAGUGGUCCGGCCAGUGCCUGAAGACGAAACUGCGGUGAUUAUCAAUGAAGAACCAACCGAAGCCGCCACUGAGAAGGUUGUGAUCACACAAGAGGUCAAAGAAGUGGUCCGGCCAGUGCCUGAAGACGAAUCUGUGGUGAUUAUCAAUGAAGAACCAAGCGAAGCUGCCACUGAGAAGGUUGUUCUCACGGAAGAAGUCAAAGAAGUGGUCCGGCCAGUACCUGAAGACGAAACUCCGGUGGCUACCAAUGAAUAGUCAACAACUGAAAACUAAGCACCAGCUGUCUUUCUUGAAUCUGAGGGUGACGCACAAGCUCUGAUCAAACACACUGUCAUCGAAGGUAUCGCUAGCAUAUUCGUCCACCCAGUUCAAGACACUUUCACAGAAGUCAUCGAGAAAUAUAGCUUGUGAAGCGAUGCUGACGACAUGGGAAACGGCGAUGACAAGUUCUGGCCCUAUCACAGGAAAUUUCGGAAAUUUACUGACUGCUGGGACUCAAGAACAGGUGCGCAUACAACAAUCGAUUCUUCGAACUCCCUAAAUCUCUACCAUAUGUGGUCCAACCAAGUAUUAACAAUCACUUUUUCACGGUAUUUCAAAGAAUAAAGAAGUUUAUAGAUUGUAACA